Messenger RNA from Toxotes jaculatrix (banded archerfish), 6307 nucleotides. It is a transcript of the gene znf704, whose product is annotated as zinc finger protein 704. The transcript has 9 exons. The record is from RefSeq and is a predicted model, not a curated record. Gene Ontology annotation, cellular component: nucleus. Gene Ontology annotation, molecular function: RNA polymerase II cis-regulatory region sequence-specific DNA binding; DNA-binding transcription factor activity. Lineage: Eukaryota; Metazoa; Chordata; Actinopteri; Toxotidae. Gene Ontology annotation, biological process: regulation of transcription by RNA polymerase II. Bases 620 to 2188 code for a protein of 522 amino acids.
UGCGCACGGACUGGACGUUGCAGUAGCCGGAGCCGGAGUCACCUAACGGUCGUAUUUUUAACCGUUUUCAACAACUACAGUGGGAUGGCGAUGUGCAGGGUCGAGUGAAGUGAAAUUACGCGACGUAUGUGCUUUCAUUCUUCUGUGUCCGAGUCGUUUUUGCCACGAAAAAGCCGCCAUUUUGUUAAAUCGUGUACAAAUGUCAUUUCGGUUCCCGAACGUGGCGGUUAGCCCAUGUUUUCCCGCCGCCUCCUCAGCUCGCAGGGAGCAGUGGGGAAAACAAACAGGUCGAACGGAGGAAGAUAGGUAGCCGGUUGGAUGUGGAGGUUGUUUAGCGGCGAAUGAAUCGUUUUCAUGCUGUAGGCUUUUCGUCGGGCGCUAAUCCAAAGUUCUUCAGUUUUCGGUGCUUUUGAAUGCGGUGUAUUUAGGACGCUGUUGGGAGUUUUCGCCCUCCGAGUAUGUUGCCGCUUUCUAACAUUUUGUCAGGGCUGUUGGAGCGCGUAGUCUACCCGCUGCGGUUUUGUGUUUUUCUCGACGUUGUUUACCGGUUAUAAUUCGACGUUUAAUGAUUUAAAUUCACCGCUUCGCCGGCUCUGAGUUCAGUGAGACACUUUUAGACAUGCAUACGAGGCGUUUGGUGAAGCGGUCGAUCCUCGGCAGCCGCGUUUAUGCGCCGAGUCCGACCGGGGACGGUGCCCCGGUGACAGGAGUGGUCCAGGCUGUCAAGCAGGAAAACAGAGACGUCUCGGCCGCAGGAGCCCGGCGCAGCGUCUACACCGUGCUCAUGCAAGACGGGAGCCUCAAGGAGUUCUCCGAAGAGGAGAUAGCCGCGGGAUUCAACCACACUGCAGCCAAAGGACCGCUCAAGUCCAGCUUGAAGCAGAGCUCCACUAAUGGAGCUCCAGAGGGCCAAAAGGUGGAGGGCGGCUCCCUCAGCCCAGAAACGGCGGAGGAGCAGCGAUCGACGGACAGCAAGCGUGUUGGCCGGGACCCCGAUACCCGAUCAGUGUCCCUGCUAGAGCAGAAACGCAAAGUGGUCUCCUCCAGCAUUGAUGUCCCUCACGCCAGACGGUCGGAGGAGGAAGUGGACAUGGACAAGGUGACAGCUGCCAUGGUGCUGACCAGUCUCUCCACCAGCCCACUGGUCAGGAGUCCACCUGUCAAAGUCAGCGAGGGCCUAAGUGGUUCGUGGAAGGACAAUGGCUCAGCGGGACCCUUCACCCCAUCUAGCAACAGCUCUUCAGGAGGCUACUGGAGCUGGUCUGCCCCCAGCGACCAGUCCAACCCUUCCACACCUUCCCCACCACUCUCCGCCGACAGCUUCAAGCCGUUCCGAGUGCCCAGCCUGGGUGGUGUGGGGCCCGGGCCCGCGGGGCCUGAAGACCCCAGCCUGGAUGAACAGGACGGCAGCAGCCUGCUCUUCGAUGAGCCCAUCCCUCGCAAGCGCAAGAACUCCAUGAAGGUGAUGUUCAAGUGCCUGUGGAAGAACUGUGGCAAGGUGCUGAGUACUGCUGCAGGCAUCCAGAGACACAUCCGCACCAUCCACCUGGGGCGUAGCUGUGACUCAGACUGCAGCGACGGCGAGGAGGACUUCUACUACACGGAGAUCAAGCUCAACACAGACUCGGUGGCCGACGGUCUCAGCAGCCUGUCCCCCGUGUCGCCCUCCGUCCUCUCCCCCCCUCCUCCUUCCCCCUCUCCUCUCCCUCCUCUCAGCCAGCUGUCGGACUCCCAGAGACCCCCGCAGCCCUCUGACACCAAGGAGCCUCACGCUGGCGGCACCACCCCGCUCAGCCGCUCGGCGCCCAGCGCUCUCUACCUCAUCCACACGGACCACGCCUACCAGGCCACGGCUCCAGUCUCCAUCCCGACCAGCAGCAGUAACUCAGCCGGCUCAGCCUCCACCAGCUUCACUCCCACCAACAGCUCCAGCUUUAGCAUCUCCUGGCAGUCACCACCCGUCACUUUCACUGGGAACUCCGUGUCUCCCAGUAAAAGCCAGGGAUUUGGUGACCAGCGCUCCCAGACCAUCGCUGUCCUCUCCUCUCCUCCCAGAGCCACCACUGCCCUCAGUCGGAAGGUGCGUGGUGAGGGGAAGAAGUGCCGUAAGGUAUACGGGAUGGAGAACCGUGACAUGUGGUGCACUGCUUGCCGCUGGAAAAAAGCCUGCCAGAGAUUCACCGACUGAGCGUACCCCGGCAACGCUACGGCACGCCAACGCCAACUGGCACUGCUGCCUUUCGCCAGAGAGAAGGGGGAGAGGGGCGUCAUUUUGCAUGCAUUUGGUUUUUCUUCAGCUCAAAAUCUCAACUGUCCGUCAAGCUCCAGCCCCCGACCCCCCCUCAGCUCCACCCAACCAUUCCAGCUGUGGAAGCAACCGAUUGAUGGCAGCGUCACCUUUUACAUUGCCGUCCAGGAUUCCCAGUACUGCCUCGCCGUUCCCGUCACACUCCCAGUUUUGGGAAACCCCAGUGCAGCUAAACAGUGUAAAGAAAAAAAAUAGAUCUAAAGAUUUCUGCCGUUUUUUUUUUUUAAGUUGGGUUCAGUGUUGCAUCUUUCUAUGUUUUGUAAAGCUCUGGUUUUUAAAUGGAAAGUCUAGUUACAAGAAGGGGUCCAGAAAAAAAGGCCAACAGCUUUUUGUGUGUGUGUGUGUGUUUUGUCAAAAGAAAAAAAAAUCUUCACUUUUUUUAUCCAAAAGAAGAAUGAGCCUCUUUGCUCCAGUUUUUGAAGAACAUUAUGAAAAAAGCAUGGAGGUAAAGCUCGCAGUUUUUGUUCUUCCUUCAACAUCUCGUUGUUUUAUUUCCAGACUUUUUGAGGUGAUCUUUUGUCACCGACAUCACAGCCUCUCCCGGACUCUCACCUGUUCCUUACUCCUGACAGCCCCGAGGGAAUGUACGGCAGAGCCGGGAAGAGCAGGUUGACAGGUAGAAAGAAACAGAGGGAGAGAGACACAAGGUGAAUGAUCAAUGCAAAAAAAAAAAAAAAAGAAAGAUAAAAUUUACAGUCAGGGAACGCAGAUGGGCCAUGCCAUGUGAUUUACCACAUAAGACCACAACAGCAUUCACACACUCUCACACACAGACACACACAAACACAGGUAUAUCCACACAAUCAUGAAACAGAAAACAGGAACUGUUUUUUAUGUCACUUUUUUAUCCUGUUGAGUCAUUUUCUUUGUUUUAUCAGGGAUGUGAUUCUAAAGAAAGCAAAAACCAGCAGCUAAAACUUGGGGUUAUACUGUAAACAGCACUAUCUCAAUAGCUUCUCUCUUUUCAUUACACAUGACAACUUUGCAACCAAAAACUCCUUCAUCUUGUUCUUUAUGUUUUUGGAUCUUGUUAAGGUGCCAUGUUUACUGUUGUCGUUGAUGGGUUUUGUUUUUUUUUUAGUUUUUAGUUUUUGUUUUUUUGGCAAAACCAAGACUGUUUACCUACCAACUGCUCAAGAAAGUGUGUUUAAAGACCUUUCUGAGAGCACUGGAAGCAUGAAGUCAGCAGCACGCGAGGCAUUAAGAAGAAAAACAUCAUUCACCACAUACAGAGAGACAAAGUGCCCUCCUCCUCACCCAACUUUUUCACACCUUCCCAAAGGGAACAAAAUAACUUUGUGUUUACGCACACCACAGAGGUGCAUCUCGACGAUCUGUUAACCAAAGGGGGAGGGCUGAAAACCAAAAGUGAGGCACUUGCACUGUAUGUGUGAAAUGGAGCACUUGGUACCUUUGUUAACACCUGUGGUUACUUUUAUAGAGUUGAAAAUGUCUUCAAAUAUCUUCCACUAUGUUCUCUCUAUUUCCAACUUAACUGGUUAUCAAAGCUAGUAACGCAAAAACAAACACAAAAACAACAACAACAAAAAAAAAAAACACAAAAAAAUACUACUCCCCCCUUUUCUGAACCAUUUUUUGCUCCAAAAGUUUUGGAGAACAGUGGAAAAAAAAUGUAUUAGCACUUGAUUAUUUGUUGUUUAACGUGCACUGCACCUUUCAUUCACUUGGCAUCAUGCAAGCAAAGCUUUGGCUCAAGCUUACAUUGAUUGGAGUCCUUGUGAUCGGCACGUGACCUUGUUACUGACGAGGAGGAAAGGAGGUAGAGAGCGAGACUGGGUGAACGUAAUGCGGUUAUCUGAUUUGUCAUUUUAAUGUGUGUUCAUUUGAAUUCCGGCCUCCUUAUUGGCUCAAAGGCAGGAAAUAAAAUCAAAAGACCAAAUAGUUUACAGAUGUUGACUUUAGAGCGAUAGGCGGACCAACUCUUUUGUCACCUGCGGCUGUGUUCUGCUUUAUUACAAUAUAGUGAAAGUGGUAGAAAGUGUGUUCCAGUUGAGACAAAAAGUUCCUACCAACAAGGGACACUGUGCUUUUGUUUCUGCAUUUACUCUCUGCAUUCUAUGAAAUUUGUACGAAUUGACGCUGAAAUCUUCAUUGGCAUUUCUGUCGCACAAAUAAUUAUUCGAAACCAACACCAGCCAAUAAACUCACACGCUCUCCCGUUUCAAUAUUCAGUACUUCCGCACCUGAAGAUCGUAGCUCUGUUAUGUUUGCUCAGCUGUUUCUGUUUUGUUUUUUUGUUUUGUUUUUUUUGUCUGUUCAUGUAUAUAUGUAGUAUUUUCUCUAAGCUCCACAUUUAUGACCAAUUACCUCGGUCAUUACAUCUGCCACCUUAUGAACAAGACAGGUUCAUUUAUGAUACCGCGUGAGGAAAUAAUGUACCGUUCAAACCUGUCAGGCUUUUGUUGGCUGUUGUUUGGAAUAUAGGGAUAGCCUUAAAGUCACUCUUGAAAAAAAUAAUUGUGCUUCUUCUAUGUCAUUACAUUGAUGUUUCAGUAAGAAAUGUUUAGAUUAUCUCAAAACUGAUUUUCCAUUGUAUUAUGUGUACGUAUUAUUGUUUAAGAAAAGACAAAUCUAUAUAUACAUAAAGAAAAAACAUGUUGGAAGUCAAAGCAAAAAAAAAAAAAGAUGUUGAUUUGGCUGUUUUUAUUUUUUUUCAUAUAUAUAUAUAUAUGAUUAUAUCCUGUUUAUGAAUUUUGUUUUCAUGUUCUGCUGAAGGAAAUUUUUGUGGCUUUUCUAACUGUAGGAGGGAGCUCAGACAUAUUUUUCACUGCAAGCCAAGCUUGUUAUGCUCUUUUCAGUGAGUGUGACCCGCACGCUCCCGCCUGGAGCUCCUUCACGUCACGUUCCCACCGCUGCUGGCGCUGCUUAGCGGUCGAAAACAGUUGAUUAAAACCUUUAUCUUAUUUCCAAUUCUCCUCUCCCCCCCGUGUCACGCAGGCCCACUUGCAAUUAGUUUGAUUGACAUCUCGGUGUGUUUGCGCCCAUGCGUGUGCUCUCACACGUUUGUGUGUGAGCGUGAAGGAGCCCCGGGCGAAGUAUGCGGGCUGCCACUGAAGCACGGUGCUCUGCCCCCUCCUCCAAGCACUACUCUCUCUUCUCCCAAGGAGUUACACACCUUUGUGAAACGGCCUGUGGCAUUUACCUGUCAGGGUGUGUGCAGGUCCAGUCAGCGGCGAGGCUCCUGACGAACCAACACUUAGGAGUUUGAGGAUGUUUUACCGAGUCCGGACCUCCGUGGCCAGAUGUGGUUGGUGUUCGUUGUUUUUGUUUUUGUAACUCCAUGCACUUCCCACUGCCCUUUCUCCAUCACUGUGGUGCUUCAUGUUUUGUCUCCUCCAUUGGUGCGUGGAAACACCUGGCAGCCAAUCAGAUCGUGUCAGGGUUCUGUCCAGGAAUAAGUUCCUACAGCAGUUCAGAUCGCUCAGAGACCGGAUACUUUAAGAGGCAGCAUCUCCAGGCAGCUAAUCUUAAAAGAAGUUCUCUCUCUUUCUCUCUCUCUCUCUCUCUCUCUCUCUCUCUCUCUCUCUCUCUGUUGCGUCGAUAAAAUGGCUGAUAAGAUUUGGCCGAAAUAAGCUAUCUAACUCCCGUCCUGAUUUAGGGUUAAUCCAAAUUACCUCAAAAGGAUAUUUGCUGCCAUGUUUCUCAAACCUGUCCCAUCUGCUUAUAGAUCAGUGAGGAACUCUGGAAUUUGUUCGUGGACUGUGACCCGUCCUGCAUCGUUGUACUGAGAACAUCUUGGUCCCAUUCACUGCCAAUGGCACAAAGAUGGCCUUAGCAUGAAGGUGCUUUCAGAGACACCCGGCCCUGGUCUGUCUUUGCAUACUGUACAUACUGGUGCUGUGGCCUUGGCAGGGGGGAGAAAUGGAGGUGCUAUAUUCCCAUGCAGUGCUGUUUCUCCCAUAUGUCCUCUGAUCAUACUAACUCCAUUUUGUACACUGUUAUGCUGUAGAACAUGAAAAUAAAAACACCCUGCCUCAA